Molecule: messenger RNA, 1709 nt
Organism: Eriocheir sinensis (Chinese mitten crab)
Lineage: Eukaryota; Metazoa; Arthropoda; Malacostraca; Decapoda; Varunidae
Product: CD151 antigen-like
Exons: 6
Coding region: 607-1569 (320 amino acids)
Cellular component (GO): membrane
Source: RefSeq, a predicted model, not a curated record
ACAUAUGACAUAAUAGCAUGUAAAUUAGUACUGAAAUAGUAAGUGAGUACAUGAAUGUGUGUGUCUGUGUGUGUGUGUGUGUGAGUGCUGGGGCGCAACACACGGGAGGGACACACGUGAGUGAAUGAGGCUCCAACUACCCCCCAGCGUCAUUACCUGUACAGCGGGCAACACCCAGCCGCCCGACGCACCACAGCGGCGGCCAGUGCUUCCGCGGCGGCUGUCGGAAAUCAAUGGGAGCAGAGUGUGGCCUUCCUCAGUCUAUACCCAACGAGAGCAAAUGACAAGCCGAAAACACCCUGAAAAUACGCGGCAAAACGAUCCUGUUACAUCGGAGUACAAUGUGAGUGAUGUGAAAUCAAGUUAAAAGUUACCAAGUGAUGAUACUCGAGUUUUCAUUGAGUGUAAUAUAUAAAAGCAUAUCGAAGAAGUACGGCGGAGGGCAAUGUAAUCGUCCGCUGGCAGGAACUAACUCGAGGUAAUAUGACGUUGCCGAUAUCCUUCUCGUGACCCCACCGUCUUAGCGCUGGGGGGCAGUGCAGGGGUCGUGACGUGACAAGCAAAGGUGAAAAGUUUGGUUCUCUAGCCCUGCUCGCGUGUCCUCGUAUGUCUCACGUCGCCGUCCUCAAGACCUUCCUCGCCCACCGCUUCUUCACCCAAGUGUGCAGCACCAACUGGACGUACCACCACCACUACGACGACAACAACAACGAACAGCACCACAGCUCCUCGUGUUUCCAAAAGGUCGUCGAGAUGGUGGUGACGGUGGGCAGGUGUGGCCUCAGGUGCGGCAAGGCGGUGCUGCUCGUCUUCAACCUCGUGUUCUUUGUGACGGGCCUGGCGGUGAUGGUGGUGGGCGUGUGGUGCGUGGCCGGCGAUGGCCGCGACGUGAUGCUGGUGCUGGCCCCCACGCCUGCCCACCUGCCCACACUCAUUCACCUCGCCUACGGACUGGUGGGGGCGGGCGGCGUGGUGCUCUUCACCUCCGUGCUGGGCGUGUGGGCGGCCCUGAAGGAGAACAAGUGCGGCUUGGGAUGGUACGUGUUGGUGGUGCUGGUGGUGAUCGGCGGUGAGGUGGCGGUGGGGGUGCUGGGUGUCGUGUACCAGCUGCAGGCUGUCCACAACCUGGGCGCGUCCCUCACGGCGCGGCUGAAGGCUCACUAUGCGUCUCCAGGGCACGAAACCUUCACCCUCGCCGUCGACUACGUGCAAUACCAGCUCCAGUGUUGUGGCGUGGGCGGCCCCGCGGACUGGGAGGAGAGCGCCUGGCUCCUGGAGGGGGUGGGCGGCAACGGGCGGGCCGUGCCUCUCACCUGCUGCAUCCUCCACCUCUCUGCGGACGCCCACGUCAACCCGCGACCCAUCAACUCAACGCUGUGCCAGAGUGACGAGCCCCUCGACCAGCAGCUGGCCCGCCACCAGCAGGGUUGCGUCGGCCGCGUGGUGGGCUGGGUGCAGGCUCAGAGCGGCCUCAUCACGGGCGUGGGCGUUGGGGUGGGAGUGCUGGAAGUGGCUGGUUUGGUUGCUGCCGCUUCCCUCUGCCGCGCCAUAAGAUCGACUCAGGACUAGCACCACGCCACCACGCCCGCCACUCGCAGCCAUGAACGGAGCAUAAACCACACCAGCUCCGCCGCGCAUUCCACCAUUAAGCCCUACCAGGAGCCGCCGAAGAGUGAGAGGAGGCCCGGCCACGAUCCCCCGAAUAUUCA